AUGUUCGCUCAACCCUACGACCAUUCGUUCAAUGACUUGUUCAACCAAUACGUCAAUAUGGAGACCGGUGCCGCUGAUGGAAAAGAUUCAGCGUUGUCCGAUUUUGAUCAGCUUUUCCCGCUUGACUCGCUAUCAAGUGACUGUGGCGAUCUUCCACCCACUGUCUCCACUCCCAAAUGCCAUCAAUCACCGCAACCCUGGAAUAAUGAGUGGCCCCUGCAGGAUGACGGAGCCGCUGUCGAUCAUUUUGCUUUCCAUGACACCGUCCAUCCUUCUGCAAUCUCAGACGUCAGUCUGAAUAACUUCGAAAUUUCUUCUCGCCCUACAGCAAUCAACCGUCUGUCCACCUCACCGUCCACUCCCCCAACUACCCCUAGACGGAAGCCCACUCAAAGUGCCCUCAUCACUCCCAAAUCUAUUCGCCAUCGCAGCCCGAAUGAGCGCCGCUCCCAUUUGCGCAAGCAACCUUUCUCCCCCAGCAGCUUAGUGCGCUCUUCCAACCUUUCCAAAGGAAGAAUGGCAUAUCCCGAGGCUUGGGCCCAGCGAAUGCAGAACUUCAACCUUCAGAGUUCCGAAGAUCGUAUGCCGCUGUCGCCCCCUCCAUCAGAUGUCCUUAUUCAGCAUGAAAACAUGUCAACCGAACAAAUCAUGAACCGACCUAGAGACUCAGCAGAGAUGCCUCAGUACGAUGCAAGACUAUAUCAUCAGUCUCCCUCGGUUUCAAUGCCAUCGCCGAAUAUCGCAAUGGCAACACGGCAACAGCAGCACUAUAUGGCACACCCAAGCUCCUCUACCUUGACCAACUCCAGCUCUCCUUCCGCAGAUGAUAUGUUCUCCUCAUCUCACUCAUCUGACCCCCAUUCUCUUUCUUCUUGGCAAUCCGACUCUCUCCAUGCCUCAUCUCUUUCUUUUACUCCAGACCUCCAAGGUCAAGAUUCUCAAUGGUGGUCUCCCAUGCCUUCUCGGGUCGCUCAACAACAGGCCUCUUACCUCACAUCUCCCACGCCUGUCCGCUCCAUGCAAAGCGUUGGAAGCCAAAAUGACAUGAUGCAAGGAGGACUAAUGAUCCAAUUCAACCCCUCCUAUGACAUGUCGACGGACCACUCAUUCUCAUCAUCUAAUCUGCUCCCCGUCACACCUCAAAAAUUCGACACCUCCUUCACCAACUCCCAAAUCCACAACAUCUCCCGUUCACCAUCUCUCUCUCCCAACGCCGGCACAUCACCCAGGGACACCCGCAAUGGAUCCAUCUCUAAGCCUACCCAUCGCCGCACUCACAGUCGCAAGCUCUCCGGCCAGAGCAUGAACACCCCCAAGCCCGCCAAGGCAUCUGGAUCCUCACCCCGAGGCGCAAACAAAUCUGUCAGCGUAUCGUUCGUUAACUUUACCGCUCACGACAGCAAAAAGAUCCUAACCGGAGUUGCUCCCUCCGGCAGCUCCAAGACUAAGGCUCGUCGCGAGCAAGAAGCCCGCGAUAGACGCCGCAAGCUGAGCGAAGCCGCUUUGAGGGCUGUGCGCAGCGCUGGUGGCGACGUUGAAGCUCUUGAAGCUGUUCUCUGUUAA
Molecule: messenger RNA, 1563 nt
Organism: Penicillium vulpinum
Lineage: Eukaryota; Fungi; Ascomycota; Eurotiomycetes; Eurotiales; Aspergillaceae
Gene: wetA
Product: developmental regulatory protein WetA
Exons: 1
Coding region: 1-1563 (520 amino acids)
Source: RefSeq, a predicted model, not a curated record